Messenger RNA from Knipowitschia caucasica, 1125 nucleotides. The record is from the annotation of a GenBank genome assembly. NCBI's taxonomy places the organism in Eukaryota, Metazoa, Chordata, Actinopteri, Gobiiformes, Gobiidae.
AUGAACCAAGCCAGACCCUACAUCGGCUGCAAGAUAGCGCUCAUCUCCAAGGCCCAGAACCGAUAUGUGGGCAUUCUGUACACCGUCGACGUCCUCAGCUCCACGGUGGUGCUGGCCAAAGUGAAGUGUUUUGGGACGGAGGGGCGCCUCACGGACAGACCCACGCUGCGCAGAGACGAUGUAUACGAAUUCAUCACAUUCAGAGGAAGCGAUAUCUCUGACAUCAGCCUGUGUGAGCCCUCCCCGACCAUAUAUGGGUUUCCUCCAGACCCUGCCAUUCUGCUGUCCUCCCCUGCGUGUGUGCCGGACGCUCACGCCACCCUGAAUCUUGGAGCAGUGAAAGUUCCAAUUUACCACAAACCAGCUCCGCCGCUUCACAAUGAGCAUUAUGCAGCCGCUCUGGGCAUAGGUGCACCUCUGAAGCGUCCCGUGGUGGAAAAGGGCGUCCAAACUAUCGGCAGUGAGAGAAACAAACGUAUAUUACUGGGCUCCGAUGAGGAGUGGGAGCAGAGUGCCUCUCCGGCCAGAGCCUCGUACAGACACCCCCAGAUCAGGCAGCCGGUCAGACCUCCAUCAAGACCCCUGCGAGACAGAGAGCCCCCUCGCCCCCGGCCUCCUCCCAUCAACAUUAGGGGAGGUCCGCGCUUCCCUCCAUCUCGACCGGAGCGUCCGUACCGGCAGAACUUGGAGAACGUCCCUCCGAGGAUGAGGCAAGGUUCUUGGAGAGGCAGUAACCGUCGCUCUGAUGGGCCGCUGAGGUUUGACGCAGACUUUGAUUUUGAUUUGUCAAAUGCACAGUUUUUCAAGGACCACGAUAACAAAGAAGUGCGUGAAGUCAUAAUGGAGGAGCCCAUCGACUCGCCCUUUGAUCCUUUUGGGCCAAAGUGUGUCUAUAACAAAGCCAAGUCUUUCUACGACAACAUGUCCUCUCCCUCUGAGCAGAGAUUAAGGUCGUCAUGGGCAGAGGAACGCCAGCGCAACAUGGAGACAUUCGGGACGUCCGGCUGGCCCCCGAGGAGCCCAGGCUUAAGGGGAGUCCUCGGUGACGUGACGCCUCCUUCCUCCUGCGUGAUGGGGAUGAACUCUGAGCAGCGCUGGAAGACUUCGCCCUGGAUCAUGCACUAG